This is a messenger RNA of Branchiostoma belcheri (Belcher's lancelet), 830 nucleotides long. Its product is annotated as ephrin type-B receptor 1-like. The record is from RefSeq and is a predicted model, not a curated record. Gene Ontology annotation, cellular component: neuron projection. The transcript has 4 exons. The coding region runs from base 3 to 830 and encodes 275 amino acids. NCBI's taxonomy places the organism in Eukaryota, Metazoa, Chordata, Leptocardii, Amphioxiformes, Branchiostomatidae. Gene Ontology annotation, biological process: axon guidance. Gene Ontology annotation, molecular function: transmembrane-ephrin receptor activity; protein binding.
ACAUGGCGGCCGGACGCUCGGCGCAGACUUCCGCGUUCGCUCUUUGGACUAUUUUCCUGUGGAUAUUCACUACGGAGGCCGCUGAAGAAGUUUUGAUGGACACAAGAACCAUGUCAACGUUAGCAGGAUGGACAGUCAACCCAAGCAACUCCUGGAUUGAGGUGAGCAACAUCAACCCCGAAACCGGCCACCCGGUCAGAACGUACCAAGUCUGCCAAGUCCAGCGGGAAGACCAGAACAACUGGCUCAGAACGGAGUGGAUCCCGAAAAAGGAGGGGCAGCGAAUCUACGUGGAAAUCCGGUUCUCAAUCCGCGAGUGCCGAGAUAUACCGAACGUCGUCUCGUGUAAGGAAACCUUCGACUUUUACUACUUCGAGUCCGACGCAGACGACGCUACGGACGAAUAUCCGGCCUGGAACGAGUCCGCGUACACGAAAGUGGACCGGAUCGCCGCGGACGGAAGAUUCAGCAACGUCAACGUGCAGGAGGUCAACAAGGAGAUCCGCAACAUCGGCCCGAUCAACAAGAACGGAUUCUACCUGGCGUUCCAAGACUCUGGUGCGUGCAUGUCGCUUCUCUCCGUCCGCGUGUACUACAAGGUUUGCCCGACGGUGUCGCACAGUUUGGCGACGUUUAACAAGACGGUGACGGGACCGGAGGUGACGUCCCUUGUCCAGGCGGCCGGGUCUUGCGUGCCGAACGCCGAAGUCUCGGCCCAGCCGACCGUACAGUGCACCAGCGACGGCAAGUGGACACUGUUCACCGGUGGAUGCCAAUGUCUUCCUGGCCAUGAACCAGAUACUGACGGCUGCACCGGUCCCAAGCUUUGA